ACACCUGAACCUACUACGACGACCCCUGAACCAACUACCACUACACCUGAACCAACUACUACAACCCCUGAACCUACUACAACUACACCUGCACCUACCACGACCACACCGGAACCAACUACUACAACACCUGAACCUACUACAACUACACCUGAACCUACUACGACAACCCCUGAACCAACUACCACUACACCUGAACCAACUACUACAACCCCUGAACCUACUACAACUACACCUGCACCUACCACUACCACACCGGAACCAACUACUACAACACCUGAACCUACUACAACUACACCUGAACCUACUACGACAACCCCUGAACCAACUACCACUACACCUGAACCAACUACUACAACCCCUGAACCUACUACAACUACACCUGCACCUACCACGACCACACCGGAACCAACUACUACAACACCUGAACCUACUACAACUACACCUGAACCUACUACGACAACCCCUGAACCAACUACCACUACACCUGAACCAACUACUACAACCCCUGAACCUACUACAACUACACCUGCACCUACCACUACCACACCGGAACCAACUACUACAACACCUGAACCUACUACAACUACACCUGAACCUACUACGACAACCCCUGAACCAACUACCACUACACCUGAACCAACUACUACAACCCCUGAACCUACUACAACUACACCUGCACCUACCACGACCACACCGGAACCAACUACUACAACACCUGAACCUACUACAACUACACCUGAACCUACUACGACAACCCCUGAACCAACUACCACUACACCUGAACCAACUACUACAACCCCUGAACCAACUACAACUACACCUGCACCUACCACGACCACACCGGAACCAACUACUACAACACCUGAACCUACUACGACAACCCCUGAACCAACUACCACUACACCUGAACCAACUACUACAACCCCUGAACCUACUACAACUACACCUGCACCUACCACGACCACACCGGAACCAACUACUACAACACCUGAACCUACUACAACUACACCUGAACCUACUACGACAACCCCUGAACCAACUACCACUACACCUGAACCAACUACUACAACCCCUGAACCUACUACAACUACACCUGCACCUACCACGACCACACCGGAACCAACUACUACAACACCUGAACCUACUACAACUACACCUGAACCUACCACGACAACCCCUGAACCAACUACCACUACACCUGAACCAACUACUACAACCCCUGAACCUACUACAACUACACCUGCACCUACCACAACCACACCUGAACCAACUACUACAACACCUGAACCUACUACAACUACACCUGAACCUACCACGACAACCCCUGAACCAACUACCACUACACCUGAACCAACUACUACAACCCCUGAACCUACUACAACUACACCUGCACCUACCACGACCACACCGGAACCAACUACUACAACACCUGAACCUACUACUACAACUACACCUGAACCUACCACUACAACAGCUGAGCCGACUACAACUACACCUGAACCAACGACUACAACACCUGAACCUACUACAACUACAGCUGAACCUACCACUACAACACCUGAGCCAACUACAACUACACCUGAACCAACCACUACAACACCUGAACCUACCACCACUACAGCUCAACCUACUACUACAACACCUGAACCUACUACAACUACGGCUGAACCUACCACUACAACACCUGAACCUACUACAAGUACAGCUGAACCUACCACUACAACGCCUGAACCUACUACCACUACACCUGAACCUACUACUACAACACCUGGACCUACUACUACAACGCCUGAACCUACCACCACUACACCUGAACCUUCCACUACAACACCUGGACCUACCACAACUACACCUGAGCCUACCACAAGUCCUGCACCGACAACUUCUGCACCAACCACUUCGGAUCCUCAGGUUGCCUAUACCCUAAGAGUGGACAUGGAAGAAGAACCUUUUACAGAUUCUCUCACUGACACAAGCAGCCCUGAUUUCAUGCAACUUGCAAACCGAGUUACAGAUACGUGCACUCAAAUAUACAGCAGGAUAUAUCCAACUCUGUUUCUUUUCUGCCGUGUGCGAAGUUUCAGUGCCAUACCAGCACGAGCAAAUGGAGUUAGAGCAGAUUUUCAGGCUGUGUCCUCAGAGCCAAUAGUGGAGCACUCCCACAGAAUAGUGCUGUGUCUGCUGCCUUAA
Messenger RNA from Plectropomus leopardus (leopard coralgrouper), 2193 nucleotides. NCBI's taxonomy places the organism in Eukaryota, Metazoa, Chordata, Actinopteri, Perciformes, Serranidae. The record is from RefSeq and is a predicted model, not a curated record.